CCAUGUGUGAUGCGCCGUGACGUCACUCAGCUCCAGCACAGCAACAAAGGAGGAUGCGGAGCUCCGUGCAGGAACCAAAUCCCGUUAAAAUGCUUUUCUUUUGUCUUACGAGGCCGACAUAGCACACAACCAUGUAACAACUGUCCAUAUUUAUAUGGAUAAAUGAAGUGGCGUAGGAUUCGUUGGAGGAAGCGGGGGGAGAGAGAGAAUGUACUGGGUUGCUGGUUUCGCCUCCUCCCGGUCGUUCGUGGUUGAUCUCGGCCGGAAUCAGAGCCCGUCCUUCGGGUUGUGUGGCUCUGAUGAGCGUCACUUAUUUUAUGGGGACAUAGUUGCCGUCCCUGUGCAGGAUAUCGGUGGGAUCAUGUCGGGAUUGGUAUCGGAUUCCUGGUGGAGGAAGACGCUUUACAUCACCGGAGGUGCCCUGCUGGCUGCGGCUGCGUAUCUACUGCACGAGCUGCUCUCCAUCAGGAAAGAGCAAGAAUUGGAUUCUAAAGACGCCAUCAUCCUUCACCAGUUCUCCAGGCCAAAAAAUGGGGUGCCAAGCCUGUCACCUUUCUGCCUGAAAAUGGAGACAUAUCUGCGCAUGGUUGAUCUGCCCUAUCAAAAUUACUUUGACGGAAGCCUCUCUUCCCAGGGCAAGAUGCCUUGGGUUGAGUAUAACUACGAGCAGGUAUGUGGAACUGAAUUUAUAAUUGACUUUCUGGAGGAGAAACUUGGUAUGAGCUUGAACAAGAGUCUGAGCGCUCAGGAGCAGGCGGUAGCACGGGCCAUCACCACCAUGGUGGAGGAACACUUGUACUGGACCAUUGCAUACUGUCAGUGGGUGGAUAAUGUUCAGGAGACUCAGAGGAUGCUGGACCUUCCCGGACCCCUCAGUGACCUGCUCAAAUGGACCCUGUGUCAGCUGACUGGUGGGAUUGUAAAGAGGGAGAUGUACUGUCAUGGCAUUGGCUGCUUCACUAAAGAGGAGGUUUACACCCUCAUGGAGAAGGACAUGCGCACACUGGCCACACUGCUAGGGGAUAAGAAGUACAUCAUGGGUCCCAAACUGUCCAGUGUGGAUGCCACAGUGUUCGGUCACCUUGCACAAGCCAUGUGGACGCUGCCUGGAACACGGCCCGAGCAGCUCAUUAAAGGAGAACUGAUCAACCUCGCCAUGUACUGUGAGCGCAUACGGAGGAAGUUCUGGCCCGAAUGGUUUGUGGACUUAGAGGACUUCUGUUAUGACAGCGACAAUGACAGCAGCGGGACGCCCACCUACCAGCUGGACCUUGGUCUCUUUUCCAGGACCGACACUUUAGAGGAGAGCGAUCUAAGCCUGCCUUCAUACAGUAACUCAAACUCUGACCACUCUGGACGCUCGCUCUCAGACUCUGACAUUGAAGUAGAUGGCUCAGAUGUGGAGCAGGUCAAGGGUUAAAUCUAAUAGAGGUGGUGGUUGUUAUCUGCUGGCACACAAAACUGAUAUUGAUCAUUCAUGCCUGGAUAAAUCACACUUUGAUGGACCUGAAGUAGAAACAAAACGUGUGUAUACAACUUGACAUCAGUCAUGGACAAGCAAAAGUCGGACGCUCGCUUCAGUUCCCGUUGUGAGACGUGUAAAAGACCAUCCGUUCUCAGUUGUACAUCUUGGACAGUCACCUUUGUAAAAACAUUAUAUCUCAUCCAUCUUUCUCAGAUGUUUUAAAUUACAGCAGUUCAUUUGUCCACAGUUUCAGUAUGGUUUUGAAUUGGCUUUAAUUUCUAGGAAACGAUUGAAAUUCAACUCAUUG
Molecule: messenger RNA, 1772 nt
Organism: Rhinichthys klamathensis goyatoka
Lineage: Eukaryota; Metazoa; Chordata; Actinopteri; Cypriniformes; Leuciscidae
Gene: faxcb
Product: failed axon connections homolog, metaxin like GST domain containing b
Exons: 6
Coding region: 209-1420 (403 amino acids)
Cellular component (GO): cytoplasm
Source: RefSeq, a predicted model, not a curated record